AUGAGAGGCUGCUCAGAGGUAUGCUCAGCUACGGCCACCGUCAAGUCCAUAGACAGUAACGGGGCGCGGACUGACCCGGGGUAUCCUGGCUGCUGUACAGAUUUUCUACGAAUCUCUAGAUCGACCAUAGAUGACUCCAUUACGCAAAACCUCAAUGCCUUGUUCACCCCAUCUCGACAAGGAUUCGAUCCCUCCUCCACAGCUAUUCGACAAAUAGACGCCAGUGAAGGGAAGCAAAUCGAACCAGCUGCUUGCCAGGGCUUCAAGGAUAAGGUCUUGUUUCCAUCAUGGCAAGUCCGUUCGGAUGUGCUCAACUAUUGCGCCGGGGUGGCCACAAGUCCCGACCCGGAAGACCCGGACCUCAUUCUCCAGCAGACCGAGUCUGCAGAGGAUCGCGAGCAUAUUGUCGAUGAUCGCCUAGACCCAUAUGCGGCCCGGUUUUUGCCUCGGGAGGCACGGACUGAGUCGUUGGCCAACCUUGUCCGCACUCAACGGGGGGUCGAAGACAUUAUACGCACGCGCACGUGGGGUCUGGUAACGGAAAGAUGUGGUGGCCCGUCGGAGGGCUGGGAAGAGGCGCUGAAUAAAUGGCGUGAGAAUAAACAACGAGAGCAGGCACCACCGUUGACAGAGUGA
This is a messenger RNA of Aspergillus tubingensis, 636 nucleotides long. RefSeq names its product MIX23 family protein. The coding region runs from base 1 to 636 and encodes 211 amino acids. The transcript has a single exon. Lineage: Eukaryota; Fungi; Ascomycota; Eurotiomycetes; Eurotiales; Aspergillaceae. The record is from RefSeq and is a predicted model, not a curated record. Gene Ontology annotation, cellular component: mitochondrion; mitochondrial intermembrane space.